Molecule: messenger RNA, 3654 nt
Organism: Musa acuminata AAA Group (dessert banana)
Lineage: Eukaryota; Viridiplantae; Streptophyta; Magnoliopsida; Zingiberales; Musaceae
Gene: MA-ACS4
Product: 1-aminocyclopropane-1-carboxylate synthase 3
Exons: 7
Coding region: 2022-3413 (463 amino acids)
Biological process (GO): biosynthetic process; amino acid metabolic process
Molecular function (GO): transaminase activity; pyridoxal phosphate binding
Source: RefSeq, a predicted model, not a curated record
GAACUGUUCUUCAGUGCAUGAGCUUAGCAAGGCUUAUUAUGAUGUUUACAUCAUCAUCCUCUUCGUUCAUUAUGAAUUCAGGAUCCUCAAGUGAAAAAUUCUACAAUUAAAAAAUUCAGAAGUUUUGAGAAGUAAUAGGUGAAAUUGGAGCUUUGCCAGGAAAGUAUUGGGGUCAAUAACCUUAGAUCCUUGUUUUUGACUUCAUGGAUUUUCGAGUUUGAUUAAGGUUGAGAGACCGAAGUUAGAUACAAACUGAAAUGGCAUUGGUGAAUACAAGUGUCUGAGGGUUCAAUGUGUAUCAACAAGGUGAAGAAAACUUCUUCUUGGAGCUGUUUGCAGAAUGUAAUACUUCAAUAUGUAUCAACAAGGUGAAGAAAGCUUCUUCUUGAAGUUGUUUGCAGCAUGUAACAGCCUUUCCAUGUCAACAUAAAGUUAUGAACCGGACCAAGGGUUUGAAUAAUCAAGGGACAACAUCAUAUGCUCCUCAUGUCAAACAAGUUGAAGCUCAUAUGGGCCUACAUGAACAAAAAUCACAAGACAAAGGACAAUUCUGAUUCAUGGUUUUAGGUUGUAAAUAGAAGUGCUUUAAUUGUAUUGCUGUACUCACUUGGACAAGAAGCUGAUAUGUAGUUGCUAAAUGUAUCCGCCAUUGCUACACUGGACUGCUAAGUUGUUGUAUGUCGUUGUCGUUGUCGUUGAUGAAGGAAAGAAGUCUCCCCUACAUGGAUGAUCACCAGGCAAGGAAAAAAAUUGAUGCGUGUCAAAGGAAUUGGAAGAAGAGUAAGCAAUGUCAUGGCCUAAAAAAGGAUGGUGAGAGCAACAUGACAACCAGGGCCGCUAUGAUUUCAAGUGUGCAGAUUCUGAGCCUUGCCGUGAGCCAGCAAUCGUGUAGACAUCCUUGGCCUUUGUUCAUGCAGCGAAGAAAGCAAAACACUGGUGACUUCUUCUUCAGCAGCAAAAUCCCACAGAAAGGUACUCCAAACCUAUAAAAAAGGCCGACUGGUGGAAGGUGACGAAGAAGACUUAAGACCAAGCUGAGAGGAAGCUGCAUGGGAAGAUCUCUCCAUGGCUGACGCAGGGAUGUGCAAUGCAAGCGUGUGACACCGGUUUCCUUGAUAACAUCAGGUCAAAGCUUUGUCGAUGAAUUGAAUAGUGGAAGAGAUUACUCAUGUCACCUGAAGUCAUACACCACCAAACCAGGGAGGCGAAACAUGCGGCGGUCGCCGGUUUCGUUGCUGCUCGGCGUGUGGUGCGCGAGAAACCUGAAAGGGAAAUGGGUCGUGAGAAUGUCUGAUAUCGCUGUUCAUCGUAUUGCUGCAGCAGAUUGAUUUGAAAGGAACCCGAGCGUGUCGGAGUGCACACCUUUCUGUCAAGAUCAUAAAACAGCUUCAGAAUGCUUCCGUUAUCACAGAGAUGGAUUGGAGUGACCAGAAAUCUUACAGAGGAUUGAGUGGCUCCAAUUUCCUGAUACGCUGCUGCAGCACCACCAUACUUGUUCUUGAGGUGAUCAUCCCCGCUGUCACCAACUGUGUGUUGGUGACGACUGGAGCUUGCAGGAAACGCUAUUUUAAUGUAAAUGAAUCGAUGAGAGGAACAGAGAGGUGGAAGAAUGCACUACUAAUGAACUCGUUCCUCGAUCGCUUGUGGACAUAUCUCUACAGCUAGCGUUCUUCUCAGACUCCAUUAUUCAAUUCAUCGAGCAUCACAUCCUUUCACAGAUUUCGAAAUAGGAAUGCUUGUUUAUGAACAUCUCUCUCUCUCUCUCUCUCUCUCUCUCUCCAACAUCAUAGUCCCAACAGAUCUCCUACAGUGUAAUCCACAAUUCAUCUCUGUGCCACAGCAAGUGGCCCUUUUUUUAUCUGGCACAAAAUCUCUAUAAAUAGCUUGGUUACCAUCAUUCAUGCAUCACCCCACUGCUCUCUCUCUCUAUCUCUCUCUCUCUCUCUCUCUGUUCGAAAUCCCUGUUGGGCAGAAUCUCUGUCUUGUUCUGUACGUACAUCUUCUCUUCAUUGUAUACCACAAUGAAUCAGAAGCUGCUCUCUAGAAAGGCAGCAUGCAACGUUCAUGGGCAGGACUCCUCGUACUUCCUAGGGUGGCAGGAGUACGAGAAGAACCCCUAUGAUCCAAUCACGAACCCCGGAGGGAUGAUUCAGAUGGGUCUUGCCGAGAACCAGCUCUGCUUUGAUCUUAUCGAGUCGUGGCUGCACACCCACCCUGACGCCGCCGGAUUCAAGAAAGACGGCGCAUUAAUAUUCCGGGAGCUUGCUCUGUUCCAGGACUACCAUGGCUUACCUGCUUUCAAGAGCGCAUUGGCAAAAUUCAUGGGAGAAGUACGAGGAAACAGAGUAACUUUCGAGCCCUGCAAGCUCGUCCUGACUGCUGGUGCCACUUCUGCCAACGAGACACUCAUGUUCUGCCUUGCCGAGCCCGGAGAAGCUUUCCUUCUGCCCACUCCAUACUAUCCAGGAUUCGACAGGGACCUCAAAUGGCGAACCGGAGCUGAGAUCGUUCCCAUCCACUGCUCCAGCUCCAAUGGCUUCCGAGUCACCAAAGUGGCCCUCGAAGCAGCGCACCGACACGCGCAGAAGCGUGGCCUCAGGGUGAAGGGAGUCCUCGUGACCAACCCCUCCAACCCAUUGGGCACAACCAUGACCCGGCAAGAACUGGACACCCUCAUCGACUUUGUCGUUGCCAAAGACAUCCAUCUCAUCAGCGACGAGAUCUACUCGGGCACCAGCUUCGACUCGCCGGAAUUCGUCAGCAUCGCCGAGGCCAUCAAGGACAGGGACGACGUCGCCCACCGCGUCCACAUCGUGUGUAGCCUCUCCAAGGGUCUCGGUCUCCCGGGAUUCCGCGUCGGUGCAAUCUACUCAGGCAACGACGCGGUGGUGUCUGCCGCUACGAAGAUGUCCAGCUUCGGUCUGAUAUCUUCUCAGACUCAGUACCUCCUCGCAGCGUUGCUCUCCGACGAUGAGUUCACCAAGAAGUACAUUCUCGAGAACCGGAGGAGGAUUAAAGAACGGCACGCCCUGCUCGUGCAAGGGCUUCGUAGGAUCGGGAUCAGAUGCUUAGAGAGCAACGCGGGUCUGUUCUGCUGGGUGGACAUGAGACACCUGCUCAAGUCCGACACCUUCAAAGGAGAGAUGGAGCUGUGGAGGAAGAUAGUGUAUCAAGUGGGACUAAACAUCUCGCCGGGCUCUUCGUGCCACUGCGACGAACCGGGGUGGUUCCGCGUCUGCUUCGCCAACAUGUCGGAGGACACACUCAACCUCUCCAUGCAGCGGCUCAAGAACUUCGUGGACUCCGGCGAGCAUCGCAGCACCCACGAUUCUGGCCAUCGGAGUCCGAGAAGGCAAUUCUUGCCGAAAUGGGUCCUCCGCCUGUCAUCUUUGCCGGCUGCUGUGACUGCAUGACUAUUCCUACAAUUCUUAUAGUUUGUAUAUCCCAAGAAGAAGUAGAUAACGAAGAAGUAGAAGAAGAAGAAGACAUUAUUUAAUUUGUGAGGGUGUUUUUUCCCUGGAUCACCACAAUCUGCUUGGAUUUUUGGUGGCCAUGGUCUCAUCAUCUAUAAGAUGGUUUGUAUGUUUAGCUCCUCACUUCCUCAAGUCUGUAUUCGGAGGACAGAAUGGACUAAAGCAACAUCAUUUGUGCAAG